This is a messenger RNA of Coffea eugenioides, 3045 nucleotides long. Its product is annotated as calcium-transporting ATPase 12, plasma membrane-type-like. Gene Ontology annotation, cellular component: membrane; intracellular membrane-bounded organelle. Gene Ontology annotation, biological process: calcium ion transmembrane transport. Lineage: Eukaryota; Viridiplantae; Streptophyta; Magnoliopsida; Gentianales; Rubiaceae. The coding region runs from base 1 to 3045 and encodes 1014 amino acids. The record is from RefSeq and is a predicted model, not a curated record. Gene Ontology annotation, molecular function: P-type calcium transporter activity; ATP hydrolysis activity; ATP binding. The transcript has a single exon.
AUGAGCGACACUUCAGAAGCAAGUUUCAAUGCUGUCGAGUCGCCACUACUUCCCACUCGAGCCCAGAAGAGGUGCCAAGUCCAGAAGAGGUGGCGAGUCAUAUCUAUCACCGUCCGGAGCAUCAGACGCUUCUCUUCUGUAAAAGAGGAAGUAGUAGUCAACGACGGAGUAGAGUUGACACCCAUAGUUUUCGAUGCCCAGAAGAGGUUGCGGGCAUUUUGGACAACGCUCUAUAGCAUCAAUGCCUUCUGUCGAGCAAAAGAUAUUGCACCUGGGAACCAAAGCGGGCUGUUGGACAAUCCUUUACCAUCUCCGUUUGAUACAGUUAUCGAUGUUAUGCCAGAACGCUUAUCUGAGCCUACUCCCGUGAAAAAAAUUGUUACACCAGAAUGCCUAUCUGAGCUUGCCCGCCACAAAAACAUCGAGCAGCUUCAUCAGCUUGGAGGCGUUCCAGGAGUUGCCUCAUAUCUCAAAUCCGAUGCUGAAAGCGGUAUCCAAGGUGAUGAUGAGGAAAUUGCACGUAGGCGCCAUAACUUUGGUUCAAACACUAUCCAGAAGCCAACUCCAAAAACUUUACCCAUUGUGCUUGAGACCGUCAGAGAUCCCAUCAUUAUUAUCCUACUUGUCUGUGCAACACUUUCAGUCUGUUUUGGUAUAACACGUCAUGGGCGGAGAGGAUGGUCUGAUGGGGGAAGCAUAUUUGUCGCUGUCAUUCUUGUGAUCAUGGUGACUGCCACGAGUAACCUCUGGCCAAGAAGACAAUUCUUUAAGCUAUGGAAAGCUCGUGACAAAUUCUCAGUCUCCGUCAUCAGAAAUGGGCAACAGAUGCGCAUCUCAGUGUUUGAAGCCGUUGUUGGGGAUAUUAUUUGUUUGAAGACUGGAGACCAAGUUCCUGCUGAUGGCUUAUUCAUAGAUGGGAACCCUUUACAGGUGAACGAGUCAUGCAUCGCAGCUUGGAGGGAAUCAGUCGAAAUCAAUGAAAGCUGUAAUCCAUUCUUUCUCUCUGGCACGAAGGUGAUCAACGGUUCUGCUCGAAUGCUUGUGACUGCAGUCGGCAUCAACACAGAAUGGGGGAAGAUGCUGAGCUCAAAAAGCUAUGAUAUUGAGGAAAGAACUCCAUUACAAAGGAAGCUACGUGAGCUGACGAUACAAAUAUCUAAAGUCGGUUUAAUGGUUGCUUCCUUGGUGCUGGUAGUACUGCUUGUUCGUUACUUUGUCGGGAAUAUGCGGAAUGAGGAUGGAAAAUCAGACUUCACUGCAGGGAAGACAAAUAUCCAUGAAGUCUGCAAUGAUCUGAUAGGGAUCCUAGCCACCCCAGUUGCUAUUGCUGCAACUGCCAUCCCUGAAGGUUUGCUCCUAGCUGUCAUGAUAACCAUUGCUUACUCAACCAACAGGAUGGCAUCUCAAAAGGCACUAGUAAGAAAUCUUUCAGCCUGUGAAGCAGUUGGUUCCGCAGAUGUAAUCUGCACAGAUGAAAGAGGAAGUCUUACCUUGAAUCAUCUGAUAGUAAGCCAAUUUUGUUUCGACAACAAGCUUCUCAAUGCAGGAACUUCCUCAAUCAUCCCAAGAAAUGUUCUUGGACUGCUCCGUGAAGGUAUGCUUUUAAGAAGCACUGAAGCCUCAUCAGGAUCUCCCAUUGAACUUUUUGAGAGUCAAGUUCACAGUACAAUUCAGGCGUGGAGUGUCCAAGAUAUGGGAGUCAAUGUUGAACAAGUUCGAGCAAAUUGUGCCGUUCACAGUCCAGAAAGCUUCAAUUCUGAGAACACUCAAAGUAGCAUAUGGAUCAAGAGGAAUACCAGUGAUACUAUUCAUGUGCACCAGAAAGGCCAACCAAAAAUCAUACUGGCCACGUGCUCGCAAUAUUAUGAUGAAGAUGGGAUCGUCCAACCUAUGUCUAUUGAUGCAAAAAGAAACUUGGAGCAAAUAUUUCAGAAGAUGAAGUCUAAUGGUCUCAGUUGCGUAGCUUUUGCACAUAAAGAAGUGUCAGAAGAACAUAGUGAUGAAAACUCAGCUUUCAUAGGGUGCCUAGGCUUGAAAUGCCCAUGUCGGCCAGAGGUACAAAAGGCUGUGAUGGACUGCCGGGAAGCAGAAGUGGACAUCAAACUGGUCACAAGAAAUGAUCUUCCCACUGCUAGAGCCAUAGCCAUUGAAUGUGGUAUUAUUGAUCCAACUCAAGAUGAGACAACAGGAGAAUUAGUGGACCGUCAAAGCUUGCAAAGUAAUGCAGAAACAGAGAUAAAAGAGAAAUGUGGCACAAUCCGUGUGAUGGCACGAGCUUCUACUUUGGAUAAACUUCACAUGGUCCAAGGCUUGAAAGAGAGAGGCCACGUCGUUGCAGUUACUGGACAUAGCAUAGGGGACGCAACUGUGCUAAGGGAAGCUGAUGCAGGUCUCUCUCUGGGAAUUCAAGGGACUAGCCAAGCAAAGGAGAACUCGGAUAUUAUCAUUUUGGAUGAUAAUUUUGUUUCUGUAGCCAGAGUAUUGAGGUGGGGUAGAGGUAUGUAUCACAAAAUCCAGAUGUACGCACAGUUCCAACUUUCUGUUAGCAUUGCUUGUCUUGUGAUAGACUUCGUAACAGCAGUUUCUGCUAAAGAACCUCCAACUAUCAAUAUUGUUGCAGCCAUUUCAUCAGGUAAAGUCCCAUAUGCAGCAUUUCAAGUACUAUGGGUGAAGUUGAUAGUUGGUGCAUUGGCUGCGCUUGCUAUCACCAUUGAGGAACCACCAGAAGAGCUCAGACAAUUGCCACCAGUCAACCAGAAGCGUCCAUUUAUAACCAGCAUCAUGUGGAAGAAUAUAGUGGGACAAGCUGUCUAUCCUAUCAUUGUUCUCCUGACCAUACAGUUCAAAGGUCAAUCAACCUUCAACCUGGAUGCCAAAAUAAAGGACACCAUGAUCUUCAACAUCCUUGUUCUCUGGGAGAUCUUUGUCAUAUUCAACACGAAAAGAGUUGAAGGAAACUUCUUCAAAGGGAUACAUAAAAGGAAAAUGUUUUGGGGUGUAAUCCUAGCGAUAAUUCUACUGCAGGUAUUGAUUGGUAACUGUUAA